Molecule: messenger RNA, 668 nt
Organism: Mercurialis annua (annual mercury)
Lineage: Eukaryota; Viridiplantae; Streptophyta; Magnoliopsida; Malpighiales; Euphorbiaceae
Exons: 1
Coding region: 81-608 (175 amino acids)
Source: RefSeq, a predicted model, not a curated record
AGAUUCUGUCUCCCAUUCCACAUUUAUAAAUACUACCGUUGUGGUCUCAAUAUUCAAAUUAUUAUAAUUUAUACACAAAAAUGGAUUACAAGAAAGUUGUAGUAGAGAGUGAGAGAGAGCAUGAUGAAGAUGAAUACAUGCACAAAAUAUUAAUAGCAGCAGCUACAACUCUAGCAAUGGCAUGCCUUAAACGUAUCUUAGUUUUGUGUUUCAUAGAGCAAUGGCGCUCUAGGGUUUUUCUCGUUCUUAAUCUUCUUCUUUUCGCGAUCGUUUUCACCUCCGGAAAUAUUCGUUCAACCCGAAAUGUUCAAGAAAAUAGUGAUAAAUCACAAGUCAAGAUUCAAGAAAUCAAGAAACCAAGAAAAGAAUGUCAAAAGUUAAGCAAAAUUAGGGCAAAAGAGGCACAUGGUGACGUGGAACAACCAAAAAACAUUGAAGUUGAUUGUGAAGAACAAAAUAAGUUGUUGUCUAAGGAGGAGUUAAAUGAGAGAGUUGAAGCUUUCAUUGUAAUGUUUAGGCAGCAUUUGGUUUCUGAUGCAAGAAAUAGUAGAAUUCAAAGUGAAAAAAUAUUUAAUGUACAAAAUAAGGGGUCUAAUUUGACAAGUUAAAGAGUAAACCCAAGAGUGGGCUUAUAGUGUUUUGCUUUUAAUGGAAUUUUGGGUGUGAAA